Molecule: messenger RNA, 882 nt
Organism: Auxenochlorella protothecoides
Lineage: Eukaryota; Viridiplantae; Chlorophyta; Trebouxiophyceae; Chlorellales; Chlorellaceae
Exons: 4
Coding region: 1-882 (293 amino acids)
Source: RefSeq, a predicted model, not a curated record
AUGCUCAAGACCGUCAACACCAUCAUCGACUUCGUGGAUGCGCGCCUGAAUGCCACCAUCCUGGAGGUCCUUGCAAACGGCGCCCUCCCCGCCCCCGCUGAGGACAUCAUGGCCUCCUACGACUUUGUUGCGUCCGCCUGGAAGGGGCGCAUCGCUUCCCUCAUCUCCUCCGAGGUGCCGGCCCCCUGCGCCCUGCCCGGCCUGCGCUGCCUGCACCUCACGGCGUGUCCGGCCGGCGUGGCCCAGCUGCUCCCUGCGCUGCGCGCGCUGCCGGGCCUGCGCUGCCUGCGUCUGGACGCCGCCAACGACGCCCUGGUCUGCGCCGCUGUGCGGGCCUGCCCCGGCCUUGCCUCCCUGCACCUGGCCGGCAGCGGCUCGGUCACUGGCCGCAGCGUGCAGGCGCUGUGUCACGGCGCGGCGCUGGCGGCCGCAGGCCGAGGGGACGAGGCCUGGCCGCCGCUGCAGCUGACCACGCUGUCGCUCGCCCGCACGGGCGUCGGGGCGGGGGAGCUCAAGAUGCUGUGCGCGCUGCGCACGCUGCGCACGCUGGACGCCAGGGGUAUCCGGGGUUCCGCCGCCGCGCUGGUCCCGCUUGGCGCGCUGCUGGGCCUGACGCAGGUCCAGACGGGGGUUCUGGCUUCCUCCGCUGCAGGGGCGCAGCUGGUGAUGGGCGGGCGCCUGGACUGCUCGUGCAGCAGAGAAGCAGAGCCAAGGUCGGCCGCGGUUCGCAAGGCGGCCUGCGUGCUGGCAUGGGCCCUUGUGGGCAUCCCCUGGGCGCUGCGGGAGCAGGCGCCGCCAGGCUUUGUCCUCGCUGUCGACGACGACCUUGGGUCAAGCGGCCACGAGCGGGAGACAAAGCGACGAAGGCGCCUGGCCCCGUGA